Molecule: messenger RNA, 459 nt
Organism: Phanerochaete carnosa HHB-10118-sp
Lineage: Eukaryota; Fungi; Basidiomycota; Agaricomycetes; Polyporales; Phanerochaetaceae
Exons: 3
Coding region: 1-459 (152 amino acids)
Source: RefSeq, a predicted model, not a curated record
AUGCGUAGCUCAUUCAUCGCUCUUUUCAUUCUCGCCGCUAUCGUCGGUACUCUUGCGGCUCCGCCCCCCCGAGUCGGCCCGUUUCCCAAUCCAAAUUUCCGCAUAGGCACCGUUAUACGGCGCAAGAACGACCCUCUAGAGCCCAAGGACUACGAAGACUUCACUGUAGAGCGCAAGACUGACCCUUUCGACCCCAAGGACUACGAAGACUUCACUGUAGAGCGCAGGGCCGCAACGCCAACGGAGGUAGCCUCACUAGAGAUGAGGGCCUCGGCCCAUCUUUGUAGGAUGGGUCUGCGCUCUGUGAACGGCGGCGAGGGUGGCAACGGGGGCAGCGGCGGCUCUGCUGUUGGUGGCGAUGGUGGCAAGGCAGCUGGUGGUGCGAACGGCAGCUCCGCCAAUGGUGGCAAUGGCGGCGGCUUCCCGACGCUUGACUUGGAUAUUAUUUCGGCGGACUAG